Molecule: messenger RNA, 1841 nt
Organism: Contarinia nasturtii (swede midge)
Lineage: Eukaryota; Metazoa; Arthropoda; Insecta; Diptera; Cecidomyiidae
Exons: 5
Coding region: 1-1227 (408 amino acids)
Source: RefSeq, a predicted model, not a curated record
AUGAUGUUCAGCACCGACGAUCAAGCCUGUUUACAAAAAUUGGACUGCUCCAUUUGUGACUUUCCGCCAUAUCAAUUUCACAAUUUCCCAGAAGCGGUUAAUCUGAUGUGUUGGAAUAAUUGUGCGCCUCGUUCCGGUGUCUCAUCUAUGGUGGAACAUCAAAAUUCUGAAUUGGAAAAAACCGAUGCGUCUGAUGUGUUUGAGCUUUCGGUUCGAUCAAUGGUGCGCGACAAGUCGUUAACAAUGGCCGAUAUUGCAUGGUAUGCAGAUGAUCCGACGCAACAGCACCAAUGCCUCGUAUCGUGGGAGAUUUUCGGGGGUGGAAUCAUGGGCAACUUACUCACCGAUACACAUGAAGCUGAACUAUCUCUGUGGCCCGACUCGAAAUACCACAUUCAAGUGACAUGCAAAAAUAAGAAUACACACAAAAUGUCAAAAUCGUUGCCGAUUCUGAUCGACACCACAAUGGCUUUUACGAAAACAACGACAAAGUCUUCAUCAGAAUCAGAUUUGCGUCGAAGACCGGAGGCAAAUGGUGCAAGUAUAGAAAAGGGUAAAUAUUUAGCGGAAAAUGAAAGACCACCACUAUCACCGUCGUCGUCAUCAUCAUCAUCAUCGGCAUCAUUACAACCGCACACAAAAGCGACAAAAACUACAACGGCAUCAACAGCUCAAGCAAACAAUGACUAUAAUCAUGAGACAGAAGCAAUUGCCAGCAUCAUACGACAUCAAAAUUACCAGAAGCAACAUGAAUAUAAUAAUGAUUAUCAAAUAACCGCAAAACCGUUGUACAAUGCACAUCAUCAAAUGAAAGUGCAUGCUGCUGCUUCGGCUGCUGCUGGUGGUGAUGACGAUGAUGUUGGUAUCGUUGAGAAAGCCGGCAAAAAUAGCGAUAAAGUGAAUAGUGUGCAUGACACUUUAACCACAUCUCGAGACGCUGCCAAACUAUCGAAAACGUUGCCAUCAUCAUCCGUAACCAAAAUAACGCACACCGACAUCGAAACGAUGCUAACGGUAUUUGGUGUAUUUGUAUUGGUUGUGACUCUAGUCAUUUGUACGAUAGUUUCGGUGAAGCAACGUAUAAAAUCAAAUAAGAAGUAUUGUGAUAAAACCAAUUUGAUAAGCAGCAACAGCAGUUGCAGCAGCACCACCAGCAUUAAUGACUGUGAAAUGGAUUUUAAUGGUUCGACCACAUCAAUAGAACAAAUGACGGCCAUACACGUUUAAAAUCGAUCGAGAUAAUUACAUUCCGCCGUUUCGAUUUUUCGAUGUCGAUUAAAAUGUCCAUUCUUAGCGAUUUCACGAUAUCUUAAUAAAUUCAACGCGGAAUCACACCAAAAAUGUAAGCGCCAAUCAAAUGGCGAUAACGGUUUCAAUUCAAAUAAUCUCGCUUUUGAUAUCAAGAAUGAAAUAAAUACAAAAACGAAAAUCCAUUUCUGCCACGUGCCACUUGCGCACAUGGCAUUUCUACUGCUUGAAGAGCGUAAAGGAAGAAAUUGAACGAAAAAAAAUGAAAUAUUCUAAAUGAAACAUGAUGAUGAUGAGUAAUAAUAAUGUAAAUAGAAUAGUAAUUAUUAUUAUCAUUUUAGAUGAGCUAUAUAAAGAUAAGGAUGCAAAGCAAAAAGUAAAAAAAAGUCGUCAAGACAAUUUGUACAUACCAUUAAAUAAUCCACACAGAACCCAGCAUACAAUGAAUGGUUUUUAGUUUAUAGCGAAUAAGUUUUUAAACGAUAGUAUCUGCAAGUAAUAUCGAUAGCAAUUUUAAAAAUGAACAUUAUGAUAGCAGUUUUUGAUCGGUGAAAAAACACAAAUCCAUUUAUUUAUUUGUCAUGCUUUAUUUA